Macadamia integrifolia is the source of this 994-nucleotide messenger RNA. RefSeq names its product dehydration-responsive element-binding protein 1D-like. Gene Ontology annotation, biological process: regulation of DNA-templated transcription. NCBI's taxonomy places the organism in Eukaryota, Viridiplantae, Streptophyta, Magnoliopsida, Proteales, Proteaceae. Gene Ontology annotation, molecular function: DNA-binding transcription factor activity; DNA binding. The record is from RefSeq and is a predicted model, not a curated record. The coding region runs from base 92 to 811 and encodes 239 amino acids. The transcript has a single exon.
UCCUCUCAACCUCUCACGGCCGUCUAACCUCAUUGUCUAAUUUUCAGCUCUCGCACGCACAUCUUUGAGCAUUGCAGAAUUGUACAAUUCAAUGGAGAUAUAUGAAGAUCAAGAGUCAUCGGCAUCGUCUUCCUGCAGCGACGUCGUAGUCCUUGCUUCACUGACCAAUUCCACGAUGGUGACGACGCACAAGAGGAAGGCAGGGAGGAAGAAGUUCAAGGAGACGAGGCACCCAAUCUUCAGAGGAGUGAGGGAAAGGAACAAAGGGAAGUGGGUUUGCGAAGUGAGGGAGCCCAACAAGAAGUCCCGCAUAUGGUUGGGUACUUACCCUUCCCCCGACAUGGCCGCCAGGGCCUACGACGUCGCAGCCAUCGCCCUCCGGGGGAAGUCCGCUACUCUCAACUUCCUCGAUUCCACAUGGCUUCUCCCGCGAGCCAAGUCAGCAACCCCUAAGGACAUACAACUGGCGGCUCUCCAGGCUGCCGAGUCAUUCCGUCCUGCCUCCACCACCACCACCAUCUGCUCUCCUUCAUCCUCGUCUUCGUCCUUGUCGUUUACAAACCCAGUUGAUACUGCUGACGAGUUGCCACAUGUGGAAGAGCAAGAGAAGCAGGGUGAAAAUGUAAAAACGUCAGCCACAACGACACCACCAACAACGUCGACGUUCAUUGACGAGGAGGCGUUGUUUAAUAUGCCAGGAUUACUGGAAAGCAUGGCUGAAGGGAUGCUGCUAACACCGCCAUCCAUGAAGCAGAGAUUCAACUGGGAUGACAUGGAUCGCCACAUAGACUCCUCCUUGUGGACCGACUGAUGGCUAAAUAAACGCCAAAACUCUCACUGCACGGGCACGUCUAGAGAAUGUUUUUUUUUUUUCCUUCUGGACCCUCUUGUACACGCCCAGUGGUGACCGGUGACAGUAAAGGAUGGAUGCAACCAGCAUUUAAACACUAAUGACUAAGGCUGCUUUUUUGUGAAAACUAAAAAUUUCAGUCUC